Xyrichtys novacula (pearly razorfish) is the source of this 7529-nucleotide messenger RNA. The record is from the annotation of a GenBank genome assembly. NCBI's taxonomy places the organism in Eukaryota, Metazoa, Chordata, Actinopteri, Labriformes, Labridae.
ACAUGUCAAAAUCCGUGAAUCCCUCCGGUAAUGUAUACGCUGCCAUGUUGAAAUGCACUAAUUAAACUUUGCACGAAAAGUCCUUAUUUUCCCUGAUGUGUGUGAGAUGUGUCGAACCGCAGCCUCCUCCAAAACCACGCUUUAUAAAGGCUCUUUCACGUGAAAACGCAUAAAGACACUAAUCUUAAUAAACCCCCCUCUCUCAAUCCUCACAAGAAUGUCCUAACGAGCCACACUCCCUGCAAACUUCCGUCACGUUUGUGCGCCGCCAAAGUUGCGCGUUUGCGGCGCAGCAAUUUGAAGGCCUGUGUAAAAUGUGUUGAUCUGGAGGUCAGCUGUGAGUUUGAUGAACUUUGACUGAAGCCAGAGACUGAUAAAAGAUCCGUUCACUGGCUGUAUUGACCUCAUUUACUCAGCUGGAGGUUUAUCUGUUGUUGUUGAUGUUGUGAGUGAGGAGACUACAGAGUGGGAACAUGGGAAAUGUGGUUUUUCACCACUUCAAUUCAGAGUUCGGUCAUCCAGUCUCUUCACAACGCUUAUCCCAAAAAUUGAUUCAGUAACACAGACAGACAUCAGUAAUCUUCUUGAACUUCCCUCUAUUCAUCCUUCCAUUAUCUGUGUGUUACUCUUGCAGGAGUGUCAUGAUUGAAUAUUGUGUUAGACAGUGUCUAAUGUAUAGCAUCAUUUAUUCUAUAAUUAUCAUUACUAUAUCCUACUAGUGUUGUGUCGUUUGCGAACGAUUCGUUCAAAAGAACCGAAUCUCUUUCACUCUUUCCUCGACUAGCAUAAUCACAAUCUUAAAAAAAAGGGGGAUAAAGAGGGAACAAUCUCACCCACAAACACACGCACUUCACAACACACAUAAAAACACCCACCCACCCACACUAAAUUAAACACAGUCUUGCAACACUUUCUAUAUGUGUUCCUGCUGUAUUUGUCACUUUGUCUUGUCUCCACUGUCUGUUUGCACUGUGCAUCUGUUGUCAACCACCUGUCAUGAUCUGUCCUGCAUCAUCUAAUAAAAAGAAAAUUGAAUAUCGAUUGAAGGCCCCCACUGAAGCAAAUUUGUAGUAAUUUUUUGUUUUAUAAUGCUGACACACAUAGAUUCCUACGCUUUUAGAAAUGUACUUUUUCUUGACAUGAUAGACCUUCAAAAAUUCAAGGUAUAGUAUUUUUAUUUUCCUCAGUGACUUAGAAGUAAAAUAACAGAACUGUGUCUCUUCUCUUCAACGUUCAGUUUUAGAUGCCUUAGUUACCUCCAUCACAAAGACAACAGCCCUGACUUUGACCUUCUACUUCCCACAUUUCCUGUCUCUCCUCUGAACCAGUCUGAACCACUUUAUCUUGCAGUGCUACAUUGAAAAAAAAAAUGUCUUCACUUGAUGUCUUACGUUUAUUUUUUUAUUCCAACACUUAUUCUAACAGCUGUUGUUAGAUGUAUAUAUAAUUUGCUUUAGCCUGUACCUCAUUAAUUGUUGUGUGUAAGGUAUUAUUUUACUUUAAAGUCAUGUCCAAGUGACAUAUCAACACCCCAUGAUAAUCAAGUAAUGUCUUACAACGGUGGUUGGUUCAUGAAUUAUAUAAACCAAGCUGCAGCACUCUAAAAGCUAAUGUGCUGAUUUUGUGCACAGAUGCGGACCAUUGUUUUUAACUACACUUCUGAAAUAACAAAUCAAAAUGGGACUUAAAAAAAUCACUAAUGGUGUUCAAGUCUAUGUGUUGAAAGGUCAGUGAAAAAAAAAGUGUAAUAGCACCAAAACAUUUUGUUUUCUGUCCCAAACAAAAGCCUCUAAAAAACAAAGAUGACGUAAAAAUGACCUUUAGCACCACAGCUGCCUGAACCUAUUUUGAAUGUUACAUUUGCGCAGCGUCUGUUUACAUCACUAAUCUGUUGACAGAUUAUGACAAACUCAUUAAAUAUUAAGUAAUGUUUCAUCCCGGUGGAUGUGCAAGAGACUUUCCCUCACACUGUCCGCUGAAGGCUUAUGUGCCCUGUUGAGUUACACUUAUUCACUCAUACACCUGUUUAGAAGUGCCGACUCUGUGUAUUUACUUUCUCUCAUUUUAUACUGUUUGCUUUUAUCUUGUAGUUUUAUUAAAUUGUUUUUGUUAAACACAUUAAACUGAAAAAAAAAAAAACUGUUUGAUGACAAAAACUGAUAUCUAACACAUAAACUGACUGUUCAUCUGCUGCUGAAAGUUUCAAUAGGAGGCCUUCAAAGUUGUGUCAGAAGCUACAGUGGGGCUAAAGGGUGAAAAGUAAAGCAGUAAAGUGCCAACUACACAAUGCAAAGAUUCAAUCUAACAAUCUGUUAAUCUACAGCAGCUGAGUGUAGAUUAACAACAUGAAUGUAGUGGAUUCAUAACUUGUAAUCUCUGUAUAGAUGGUUUGUAUUGUAUGCCCCUUCUGGUUUAAAGAACUCCUAACAACUUAAGUCCACUUUGCAACAAUCUACUACCCUCUCUUGGCAGAUCAUUAAAAGGCGAAGGAUCGAACAGCUGUGAGUAAGCACGUGAAGGUACCACAACAGACACAGCAUCUUAUUUUAUACCAUCUUUAUGGAAGUAAAGCCACACUUAAAAUUAAGACCAACCCGUCCUUGCUGGUUUCUUCCACAGUAUUUGCACCCAAGCGGUGAGUGUGCACAUUAAUACAUUAGCUAACAGUUAAUUACACCAUCCUAAUCUGCAGGUUUCACAAUGAAACAAAAGGUUUCAGUGUUGAAUUGCAUGUCUCGACUGACUCAAUUGAUCAGGGGUGAGAUGGAAAGCUGUAACUGGUUGUAUGACGUGAUACGUGACAGCAGACAUAAAAUAAAUGGAAACAAUCAAAGAUAGACGCUAAAAAACAAAGAGUGUUUUUUUAAAGUCAUGUUGUUCAAAUGUAUUUGUAUGAUAAGAUCAAUUUCUAUACUUUUUGCAUCGUGUUUCGUAUUAGCUACAGCUGAAAGGAGGAAGGUUACUUGGCAUUGUCAUCAAAGUACUUCACUAAAAUAUAAACUUUUUUAAAACUUGUACUCUUCAACAUUUUACAGAGUAAUACUGUAUUAUCACUUGACAUUUGAUUUUAGUUUAUUUUCAGGAAAAGAUUUGAAAUACCAAAGUGCAAAAUGUGAAAUAUUGUAUAUGUUGUCAAAGUAUGUAAAAUUUUUUGUUCUUUUCAACAAAGUGAACAAUAGAUUUAUGAAUUACUACCUUAAAACCCCAGAGAAGAGUUUUUUAGUUGUUAUAAAGCAGAUUUAAGUUCACAUUGAUGGCCUGUUAUAACCUGUAAAAGUGGUGACGCUGGUUAUUUCUAUACUGCAGUCAAAUUUUUAAAGCAGAUCAAAUUUUGUAAUCAGAAAAUAGUUUUCAUACAUGUUUAAAGAAGUACCUCACAGGAGCUUUAAUACUCUUGCAAGGAGCUUUUGGUUUGUGUCAGUGUUGGCGCCCCCUGUGGACAAAUUGAUCUUGGCUUAUCUUGUUGAAUUCAUGCUUAAAGUGUGUGUUUUAAGAAAAAAUCUCAUUCUGCUGACUUUUUACAGUCAAAUUUAUCAUAAAUAAUGUUUUUUUUUAUGUGGAAAUUGUAAAAACAGGGCUGUUGAUUCAGCUGCUUGGCUGACACCUACCCCCUCGCACCAGUUUUUGGGCAUUAAAAAUCACCAUGCAGUUAUCGCCAAUCUUGUUGCUGAUGGCUGUAUCAGCUUUCCAUGUCAUAAAAUAAAUUAAUAUGAAUAUCAGUCUAUCCCUAAUCAUGAAAAAAACUCCAGACAGGAGCUUUAAUAAAAAUCUAAACUUCAAUUUAUUAGAGUGUUAUUACUCUUGAUACCUUGUGUAGAUUGUCAUACUAUCACUAAACUUUAAUUGAGACUUUUAGAUAAAAAACAGAAAGAGCACAAAAAACACUUUUUUCAAUGAGAGGUGAUCUUUUUUAUUAUGGUUACUUUUUCAAUUAUUUUAAAUUCCCUUCUCUAGGAAACAAAAAUGUUACCAGGAAAGCAAGGUUAAAUCCUUACACACUGGUCAGGUCAAACAUUUGAACCGUCUUUGUUUUAGUCUUCAAUUUGAUGUGGGAAAUUCAGGACCAUGAGAGGCACAUUGAAGUAAACACAAGUGAUCACUCUACACUGCCAUCUAGUGGUCCUAAGAUUCUAGUCAUCAUGUAAAUAACCACCUGUCAGUGUAUUUAACAUUUUACAAACAACAUGAAAAAGGUGUAACAUUUGUAAAAAGAGUCAAUCAAAUGAGUUUAUUUUAUAAUCAAUUGCCCAAGGAAUAAAGCUAUUUGUUAUAUCAGAUAUUUAUGUUUGUGUUUUAUGUUUUGUAGUGAGGAGGUUUGUUCUCUCAUUUUAGUUUUUGACAAUUUUGAUACACCUUGAAUGUAGUUAACACAAAUGAAAAAGGAAAUUAAAAAUACGAUUCAAAACUGAUACUAAAUGAUUGUUUUUAAUCAUUUCUGCAUGUAAAAGAAUCAAACAUGUCAGACUGAAUCAAAGUGCAUGUAGAUUUAGAUACUCCUGUGUCCUCCUGUGGCCCCUCAUUUUUUUAUCGUCUCCUUAAUGAACCGUUCAAUGAUCUGCUGGAAAGAACUCCCCUGAAAAUAAAAGUGAAAUCUGUGCAGCCUAUCAGCUCGGAGGAAGCAAUAGCCUAAUCGUGUGAAUGAAAAUAACCCAAGUCCUUCACUAAUCCCUGCCUAUCCUUUUUAUCUCAGGAUUCAGACCAGGCGGAGCAGUAUGGAGCUGUGAGCCUGCAAAGCACCACCAUGCAUCCGAUGUCCCGUUAGACCGACCUGUAGAGAUUUUUUAACAGUAGUUUAGCUGCAUAGAGUUUAGGAGCGUGCAGGAGGGAAAAUGAGUCGACAUUUUAUCACUGCUUUUUCUUUGGCUUUCAUUUUUCUUCCUGUGCUGAGCAGUUCAUGCCCUACACAAUGUAGCUGCUUCUUCCAUAAACUGAGCGACGGAUCAAAAGCAAGGUAAAUAUGGUUUUCUUUGAAUGUUUCUACUAUUUUUCUCUCUACAUGUGUUUUAUUUUUCUUGCAUGUCGAGCUGACUUUAACUACAGCUCUCCCACACAGUCACUAUGUAUAGUGGAGGAUUAACUUGGAGUUGCCAUUUAAUCUUCUUUCCUUGUUACUGCACAAUAGCCCUGCUACGUGUUGCCUUAACAAAAGCUAAACUGCAAUAGUCUUUAUUUUAAGAUAAGCUUUUCUUGUUGAUUAAAUCCCUUUCCUCAGAUUCUACAGCUUUCAAAAAACUGUAAUGUUUCUCUUUGAACAUUGAGAUAUGUUUUUUUUUCCUUGCAGGAGUGUUUUGUGCAAUGAUCCAGAAAUCACUGUGGUCCCUCCGAAUUUCCCCGUCGACACGUCAAAGCUGCGUAUUGAAAAGACAGCAAUCACAAGGAUUUCAAGCAACAACUUCCACUACCUCAACAACCUGGAGUUCCUCUGGAUGUCUUUCAAUUCACUGAAUUCAUUAAAUGUGGACAGUUUUCGAGGUCUUUAUAACCUGGAUGAGCUUAGGUUGGAUGGCAACUCCCUCACCUCCUUUCCCUGGGAGUCUCUGACUGAUAUGCCCAACCUGAGGCUCCUCGACCUGCACAACAACAGGAUUUCCACCAUCCCCGCGGAGGCCAUUGUGUACAUAAAGAAUAUCACCUAUCUGGAUUUAUCCAGCAACACUCUGACCACGAUCCCUGGGGAUGUUCUCACAAUGUGGCUGAGUGUGAAGCCAUCCCAGGACACAGAUUCUUCCAAACUAAUUCUUGGUGAGGAUCAAGCCAUGGCAUAUAAGGAAACAGGAACACUUUCAUUCUAAGCUUCCUUGCAUGACGGCCAGUUCUUUUUCUCCAGAGGCAGUCAGGGAUUAGUCUAAUUAUAGUUAUUGUGUGUCAGGUUGUCAGAUUAAUUCUGUUUAUUUUCACUUACUGCCACAAGUUCUUUUAGUCACAGGAGCCGUGGUAAAGGAAAUGCACUAACAUGAUCCAAUAAGGAUGCAUUUGUCACUGACAGCCUUUUCUUUCUCUUGGUUUAACCCUCAGGUCUUCAUGACAACCCAUGGCUGUGCGACUGCCGUCUGUAUGAUCUUGUCCAGUUCCAGAAAUCCCCGUCAUCAUCUGUGGCUCUCAUCGAUACGAGACUUAGGUGCGCAGAUCCAGAGAGCUUGUCAGGGGUUCUUUUCACGGAAGCGGAGCUGCAGAGGUGCCAGGGCCCCAGGGUGCACACGGCUGUGGCUCGUGUUCGAAGCUCACUGGGCAACAACGUUCUGCUGCGCUGUGGCACAGUUGGGGUCCCCAUCCCUGAACUGUCCUGGAGCCGAGCUGAUGGCAAGAAAAUGAAUGGCACAGGUGAGUCCUAAUACCUGAUGUACAUAGGUUGGAACCGCAUCAAUUAGUGCCUGAGUCAAUGAGUGUCAAUGAGAUUCAAUUUAUUCUCUUGGUGCCAAUCUGAUUAACACAGUGGGUGUCUGUUUUUCUUUCUUUCAGUUCAAGAAGAGAUUUCAAAGGAGGGCAUCAUUUGGUCUAUUCUGAGUGUGCCUGCUGUCUCGUACCGUGAUUCUGGGAAAUACGUGUGCAAAGCGACAAACUUUGUGGGAACUGCAGACGCCAUCAUCUCCUUGGUGAUCACAGAUUCGAUUAGAUCAGAGGAAGCGGUUGGCGGCAUUUCAAAGAGACCCAGAGGGAAGAAACCAGGUGGCAUCGGAAGAGCGGCGUACCAAGAGAAACUCGUCGCCAGAUAUGUUCCUCCUCUGACCACCACAGUUGCCCAACCCAUUAUCGAACCAAUCAAUGGUAAAGGGGCAACUGGGAAGUAUGAGAUCGAGAGCUACAGUGUCUCUGAUGAUGCUUCUCCUGGACGAGGCAAGGACUUAGACCCUCAGAAGGCGCUGGAUAUUCAGAGGGAUGCAAUGGGUAACUUAGUGGCGAAUGCCUCAUCUUUGCAGCAGGCUCCUGAGAAAAGGAUUGUGCGUUCGGUUAAAGUGAUUGGAGACACAGAUCAUACUGUGUCCCUCAACUGGCGAGCCCCAACAGCGACAAACACGACCGAAUUCAGUGUCCUAUAUGCUGUUUUUGGCGAGAGGGACAUGCGCCGGAUAAAUGUAGGUGCUGGAAAGAAUCGGAUCACCAUUGACGGCCUUGUACCAAAGACGAAGUACAUUGCUUGUGUUUGCGUCAAAGGCCUGAUCCCAAAAAAGGAGCAGUGUGUAAUCUUCUCAACAGAUGAGGCAGCCAGUGCCAGUGGGACUCAGAAGCUCAUUAAUGUGGUGGUGAUCACGGUGGCUUGUGUGAUCGCUGUUCCCCUGACACUGAUUGUGUGCUGCGGGGCUAUAAAAAAGCGCUGUCAAAAGCUGCUGGGCCGGCAGUCCAAGGACAUUCAAGACUCAUACGUCACAUUUGAAACCCUCGGUCCAGGAGGCAAAGCUAAAGGGAUGGAGGGGGAGUACCUGACCAGGUUGAAUCCUGAUGAAUCCAACAGGUUGCUUUCCGCUAGGUCGAGUGUUGACUCAGAGGCAACAGCCAGGACUGAGGGUCCGCCCAAUGAGUAUUUCUGCUAA